Podarcis lilfordi (Lilford's wall lizard) is the source of this 11285-nucleotide messenger RNA. NCBI's taxonomy places the organism in Eukaryota, Metazoa, Chordata, Lepidosauria, Squamata, Lacertidae. The record is from the annotation of a GenBank genome assembly.
UCCCUCUUCAGUCCGUGCUGCGCCGCUUCCGGUGAGCCCUUGCCCGCUUUCCGGUUACUUCGCACCGCGCACCCCACCCCCUCCGCUCCCGCUGGCGGAGUGAAUCCCGGCUCCUCGUUCGCCAUGGUGCGGUUCCUGCACAUCCAGAACCGGCAACGAGCCCCGCUGACCAUUUGCGGGGACUGUCCUGCCGUGCAGGUGGGUGGGGAGGCGGGGGGGGUUGGCUUCCUGGGGGGGGAUCUGAGGAACGGUUGCCUGGGGAGGGAGGCGAGGCGGCGGAAACAAUGGGCGGCAGGAGAAGGAGGGAAGAAGCGCUGGGGUUUCGAAAGGGAGGACUCGGAGGGCGGUGAGGGGCCGGAGCCUUUGGGGAGAAGACUCUGCCCGGAGGAGGAGGAGGAGGAAGUUGCCUCGGAGUAGUUCCAGUAGUGACUGAGCCCAAAGCACCACCGACUCGCACCCCCGAGUUUUUCGGGUUUCCAGAAAAGUGGCUGCAUUGGCUGGUUGUGGUAAAAAGAACCCCGAGACUUGGGGUCCCUGAAAGACCCUCGCGCGUUUUGUUAGGGCUGGAGUUCUUGGGGGCUACGGGCCAUCUGGUGGGUCCGAGAGGUUGCGCACACAGCCUACUAAACUUGGGUUAAAACUUUAGGGUCCCUCCCACGAGGCUGGCUGGCUUGGGGAAAGGGUUCCUCUUCGUAGGGGAGGAGGAAAAAGCGGGGGUUUCUUUCAAUAGGUCCGCUUGCCAGAAUGAUAAUGAUAAUACCACGCUCAUCUAUCGGGGUUGCUCUGCUGUGGGCUGCCAGGCGCUGCUCAAGAGCAACCCUAACAUGGCUACGCAGGAGGAAGCCCUAAGAAAUUCAGUGUGGGGCUUACCCACAGAUGGCUGUAGCCUUAGCCACCUGAUUGCGACAGCUGUUGGUUUAUUUAUUGAAUUAAUUUGUUUUUUAAUUUGCUCACAUCUCGUCCUUCCUCCUGGAGCUGCCCAGAGUGGUGGAUAGACCCACAAUUUAAAAACAAAAAGUAAAACACUCUUAAAAUAAUUAAAGCAUUCUCAAAACUCUGUAACGGUUAAAAACAUUCUUCCUUCCGAUGAUCUGGGGGUUGCCAAGAACUUUCCUCCUCAAAUGAUGAUGAAGAUUUAGUGGAAGUGCAGAAGAUACUUUCUUAAAACCAGAUCUUGCCCCCAGUGUAUCCCAUGUAAGUAAUUGGGAUCGUCUUCCUGCUGCAGUGUGGCUGGAGACAUACAGUGUAUUUACUAUACCCAGUUGGGGAACGUUAGCCGUAUGGGAACUUGCUUUAGGAGUGUUAACAAUCCAAGGAUAAACAUUCUAUAAUCCUGAGUAGUGACCUGUUAGGAACAGUCAUAAUAAUAAUUUGUACUUGCUCUUUUUUUAGUGUUGAGUGCUUCACUUAGUGAUGGAUACUAAAUGCAGAUGUAUAAGUUUAUUAUGUGUACUAAAUGAAGCCAUGUAUUAAGCCACUUUGUGAUCCUAAGGAGUUUCUUACUGAUGUGCUGUUGUUUUUUCAUGGGUGAUAGGCAGAAGCAUCUCCAUAUUCCUUAGUUGACAUCUGCUUGAAUGCCUUGGUUGCCGACUUAGAAAAAUUCUGUAUAGAACGGCCUGAUGGGUCACUGUGCUUGAAAGAAUCUGAAAGGCUUCCUCAAGAAGUGGCCGAUCGCUUGCUGCAGACAAUGGCAUAUCGAGGUAACAGUUCUUUUUGUGCUAGCACAAGUGAUCUGAACAUGUCACAGACAAGAACAGCUUGUUCUAGCUAGCUCAUUCUUCUGUGUUGUUCCCCUUCCUAUGUAAAGUAUGCAUAUCUAGACCAUAUUGGGCUAGAAAUCUUAUGAAAUCCUCAAAGGAGCAAAAAAUUGGAUAAGGAUAACAUUAAGAAUUAUGCCCUAGAUAUUAAUAUUUAUUUGAUUUACAUCUUGCCCUUCCUCCCAAAGGAGCCCCAGUCUGUAACUUAGCUGUCACAUUAGCUUCACCACCAUGUUUAGAUUAAAAUGUGCUUAUUUCCAGUGGUCAAGUAGUGGUCUGAAACAUGCUGCUUAGCAAUAUCCCUCAUGCUAGGACAAACAGCAGUAGAAUAAACUGUGCAAGUUAAGCAUAUUUGCAUAUAGCUCAGUUGGUAGAGCAUGAGACUCUUAAUCUCAGGGUCAUGGAUUCCAGCCGCACGUUAGGAAAAAGAUUCCUGCACUGCAGGGGGAUGGACUAGGUGACUUUUGUGGUCCCUUCCAACUCUAUGACUCUGUGUUAUACAGUGGUACCUCAGGUUACAGAUGCUUCAGGUUACAGGCGCUUCAGGUUACAGACUCCGCUAACCCAGAAAUAGUACCUCGGGUUAAGAACUUUGCUUCAGGAUGAGAAUAGAAAUUGUGCGGCGGCAGCAGGAGGCCCCAUUAGCUAAAGUGGUGCUUCAGGUUAAAAACAGUUUCAGGUUAAGAACGGACCUCCAGAACGAAUUAAGUACUUAACCCGAGGUACCACUGUACUUCUGUCAGGAAUAGUCUGUUCACCUUGGAAGAUAGUCCAUCUGGGUUAUACUGCCAUCUAGUGUUCACAGGCAGAAAAUACAGAGUUGAGGAAAUAGUUGCCAUUACACUGAAUAGUCACCAAUCCAUUUUCUGCUUCCUGCCCAGGUGGUUCUGUUUCUACUCACCAGUUUCUCGCCUCACUUUUUGAACUGUUGCCUACCAUUUAGUAAUACAGCCUACUUUACAAAUGACCAUAUUUCAGUAGUUUACUUGCUCUAACAUAGGCUUGUUUUCCUUUCCUAAUAGAACUGUUGAAUGAUGGCACUGUGGGCAUUUUCCGAGGCAACCAGAUGCGUUUGAAGCAAGCUUGUAUCCGCAAAGCAAAGAUUUCAGCCCAGUCUUUCCGAAAAGCCUUCUGCCACCAUAAGCUAGUAGAACUGGAUGCUGCAGGGAUGAAUGACACUGUUACUGUUGCAGAUGUUGUGAGUGGGCUUGGCAGCAGUGCAUGGAUCCAGAACAACCUUCAGUGCCUUGUCUUGGACUCAUUAACUCUUUCCCCUACAAAUCCUUAUGAACGGAGCUUUAGUCAGUUGUCUGGUCUUCGUUCUUUGAGCAUUACCAAUGUGCUCUUCCGUGAUGAAGAUUUAGCAGAGGUUGCUACCCUGCCAAGGUUAGAAAGCUUGGAUAUCUCCAAUACUUCAGUCACAAAAAUAACUGCACUCCUGGCCUGCAAACAUCGACUUAAGUCUCUAACUAUGCAUAGCUUGAAAUGCUUGAAAAUGCCUACACCAAAGUUCUUAGAUGUAAUAAGAGAACUAAAGCAUCUGAUUCACCUUGACAUCUCAGAUGAGCAGCAUUCCACAUCAGAUAUUGCCUUUCGUUUGCUAGGCCAAAAAGAUAUUCUGCCCAAUCUUGUGUCUCUGGACAUUUCUGGAAGCAAAUACAUUAACGAUGAGGCUGUUGAAGCUUUUGUCAGACAACGGCCAACGAUGCGGUUUGUGGGAUUGCUCGGGACUGAAGCUGGGUACACAGAGUUCCUUUCAGGAGAAGGAACCUUGAAGGUUUGAAGGUUUUAAAUGUUCUAUAACUAAAAUGAUACUUGAAAAUCUAACAAAUGGUUUGGAAGGGCAGUUCUUAUUCCAAUUUGCUUGUAGCCUUGACCCAACAAUGUUUAUAUCAUGAAUUGUUGUUGUUUUUUUAAUUUGGAAAAAUAGGUGUGAUAUUAAAGAAUGAGUUUAAAUGAAAUAAUAAAUUUUUAAAGGAAAAGGGAGGUUCCUGUCUGUGUGCACAGCAAGUUGUGCAGCGCGUAGAGUGGAGUAGCUCUGGAAAGAAAUAGCACACAUUAAAACUGUUCAGCUCCAUUUUUGGCUAAGCUGAGGCUAGUCUUCAGGCAUAUUCACUUACCACUUUUCUGGACCCUCAGAAGUGAGAAGGGUGUUGGCAUGACAACACUUUGGCUUAUCCACACUGUAGUAGUUCUUUUGGGUCAUGCUAGUGCAUCACAAGGGAUGGAUGUAUUCCAGAACUGCAACCCCACCUCAUUCCAGAGUUUGUUUUUGUAAAACACAUUCAGAUUAGGUUUGGAUCUUCAUGCUUGGUGGAUCACCAUGUUACUGCAAGGCUUUGUUAGCUACUGAAUUUAUUAGACCUGAAAUGACCAUUCUGAGCCUAGUUAGUGAAAAUAAUGAAUUAUUUUUAUGUUCAAAGGUAUCGGGAGGAGAAAAUGAAAUGCAGAUUUCGGAAGCUUUGAAACGCUACAGUGAAAGGGCAUGCUUUGUGAAAGAAGCCUUUUUUCACCUUUUUACGCAAACAUGUUUUAUGAGAAUUACAAAGCCUGAAAUCCUAAAGGUAAGCCAGAUUAGUUUGAAUGCAAUAACUUCUUGCAAACUAUUCCACUGUGGUCAAAUUUUACAAAUAUUACUUAGUCCAUUAGCUCCUAUCUGCAUUCCCCAAAGAAGUAGACCUCUCUUUAUUCUCAUUCAUCCAUCCUUAUUUUUAUUGGAUUUUUGAUUUCAUUAUGUAUUGUGCUGAAUUGGUUCUUUGCAUAUUUCAUGCUGCAGCUUGUGAUCAUUGGAAUGAGGAAUCAUCCUUUGGACUUGGCAGUACAGUUAACUGCUAGUGCCUGUGCCCUUAACUUAACAAGACAAGGCUUAGCAGCAGGCAUGCCUGUUCGCCUGCUUUCCAGCGUAAUCCAGCUGCUCCUCAAAGCCAUGGAAACCUUUCCUGAACAGCAGCAGGUAAGGGUUUUGGGUAGGAUACAGUUACAAUUCAACAGCCCUAAUAAGAGAGCAGAUCUUACAACAUCUGUUAUACCAGUACUAAAGCACAGUAGGAGAUUUGCUGCUCAAAUCGGGGCACAUGAAUGAUAGAACAAAUGGUGCACAAAAAAAUUAUAUGGAUUUCUUUUCUAUUCUCCCCAACUUUUUGUCAGCUUUUAAAAUGCCACCUGUAGCCAUGGUUUGGAGUGUGAGGUGUGAAAUGUUGGCUCUUUUAGAUCCUUGGCUUAUAACGUUGUGUUAUGUUUUUUACAUAUAUAGAACUGUAUUUGGGGGCUGGGGAGGGCAGCAGAUGUAGCAUGUGUGAUGCACCACACAUGGUAGAACACACUGGCUCCAUUCACACAACUGUUGCCCUCUCCCAUGAGUUGGGGUGACACACUCACUGCCUCAACACAUACACAGGGUUCUGAUUAGCGUGACUGUGAAGUGGCCCAGUGUGGGUUUAAUGUUUGAAACUAGAGAAUGCCUGUCCUCCAUGCAGCUGUUAACUCUUCCAAUAUAUACCUCCUGUUCCAUUUAGUGCCCAGUCUUUGACUUCGGGAAAGUCAAGGUUCUGUCAGAAGUAUAGUUCAGUAAUUGUCUUACCUCUGCUUCCAUAAUGCUGAAUAAUCUGAUCCUGUCCUAGAUAACUAUCUGUUUUAAUUUGUUGUUCCAUAUGUUGAUGACUUGAGAAUGUUGUUUCAUUUGGAGGGUUUGAGCUGUAGGGUAGUACUCAACUAAGUUAUGUUCCUAGUAGACCUAUGUAAACCAAUGAACCUAAAUUAGUCAUACUCAUGAAUUUCAACGGAGUUCAGAUACCUAAACUCAUGCUCUUAAGCUGCAAAGCAUUGAAAACAUGCAUUCUUGAACCAUCUGUCCUGUAAAAAUGGAUAAUUAGCUUCAAAUACUGUAAACUGCCUUUGAUGAAGGGUGGUAUAUAACUUGAAUAAGAAUAACAAAUACAGAACCCUAUGGUGCUGAAUUCUCUCUUUCCAUAUAGCUCCAGAAGAACUGUCUUCUUUCACUAUCCAGUGUCAGGAUCCUGCAAGACGUUCCAUUUAACAGGCAAGUGACUCCAAUCUGUUACUGUACAGUAGGGAUAGACAGCUCUUCCCAGUAUAGUCUGUCUGCCACCUCGCUCAGUCUCUAGGACAGGGGUAGGCAGCCUAAGGCCCAAUCGCCUUCUCAAUCCGGCCUGUGGACGGUCUGGGAAUCAGCGUGUUUUUACAUGAGUAGAAUGUGUCCUAUUAUUUAAAAUGCAUCUCUGGGUUGUUUGUGGGGCAUAGGAAUUCAUUCACCCCCUCCCAUAUAGUCCAGCCCACCACAUGGUCUGAGGGACGGUGGACCGGCCCAUGGCUGAAAAAGGUUGCUGACCCCUGCUCUAGGGUUUCUCCUUUCUGAUGAAGACACACAUUCACUUUGAGACAUGGGCAAAAAGAACUUUUUAAUUUCCCUGCCUGCUCAGUAGGAGGAGUUCCAGAGGCUUUGGUAGAGUGUUCCCUCAUGCUGCCUUGAAGGCCAGUGCAAAUAUGAUGCCAGAUAAACUAAAGUUUCUUACCCAAAUGGCAGUCCAUGUGACUCGAUUGCUUCUCUGGAUCAUGCAGUAAUGAUGGAUGAAGGACAUUAGCCAGGACCUAGACAAAUGGGAGUAAGCGGCCGAGGUGUAUAACUCUGACAUAACUUCUGUUGCUAUUCAUUCUCUGUGUGUGUGAGAGAGGGAGGAAGAGAGAAGAGGCCAUAGAUUAGUGGUAAAGUUUUUGCAUACAGAAUGUACCAAUUUCUGUCACAGGCAUCUCUAGUUAAGCACACCUCAUGUAGCAGGACUAGAAAAUCUGAGACCUUGGAGUACUCUUGCGAGUUGAGUAGACAGAACUGCACCUUGUUCCUUUUUCCUAUGCCUUGGGUUUAAUGGCUCAGUUGCUUAGUAAGGAGAGACCACUGCAAAAACUUCUGAUGCUGUUUGUGCUGAUAAGGUGGGGUGGGGAAUGUCAAGAAACCCUAGGUACUUAUCAUGUUUAUACAGCAAAUACACAGCAAUGACUUAUUGAAGAGUGGUGUAUAGCUCUGAUGUCAGUGCCUUGAUCAGUUAAACACUUCUUAGGAAUGGUCAGUUUGGUUCUCCUUUCAUUUCUGCAUACAAGGCGGCUAGGUUUGGGUUGUAAGCAGGCCUCUCUCAUUUGCACUUUGCCUCAGGACAGGAUUAAUAUCUUCUUAAAAACUGGUGAAAGUGAAAGGGGGAAACUGCUUUAUUAAUCUUGUUCUUUCACUAUGACCUGGUUUAGAGUUGCAAAGUGUAUACUCUGACAAUGCUUUUAAAUUUUAGGUUUGCAGCUGCGAAAUUUGUUGUCCAGUGGCUUUGUAACCAGGAAAACCAACAUAUACAAAGAAUUGCUGUUAAUAUAAUCUCUAUCCUAGCACUUAAGGUAUGUGAUUUUACAUUUUCAUCUAGUUCAUCUUUAUUAUCAGAAGCUCUUCCACAUACGGAUUUCAAAUAUGUGGUUUGUUUUUUAGCUUUCAGACGAGCAAGCAGCACAGCUUGCUGCCGAGUUCUACAUUGUUGUUGGGGUGAGUUGUUGCAUCUCCUUUCCCCAUAACAGUGAGCAAUAUUUUAAGAGGGUUUGGGGAGGAGAGUGCAAUGUUGAAAUUUGCACUUCAUGUAUUCUAUGUAGUUAAUGGUGUCGUUUUCUUCCUUUACAGAAACUACUUGAAAUCGUUGAACAGAAAAUAAAUCAGAAUGAAUUAGAUACAACUUUCCAUUUUACACUGAGCGCACUUUGGAAUCUCACAGAUGAAGCGCCAACUACGUGUGGGCACUUCAUUGAUAACAAAGGGUUGGAGCUUUUUAUGAGAGUUUUAGAGGUAAACGUGGUAGCUACCUUUCUAACCAGUUGACAAAUACAACGCUUUUGUUGUUUAGUCGAUUAGUCGUGUCCGAUCUUCGUAACCCCAUGGACCAGAGCACACCAGGCACUCCUGUCUUCCACUGCCUCCCAGAGUUUUGUCAAAUUCAUGUAGGUUGCUUCUCUAACACUGUCCAACCAUCUCGUCCUCUGUCGUCCCCUUCUCCUUGUGCCCUCAAUCUUACCCAACAGAGUUUUUUCCAGAGAGUCUUGAGGUGGCCAAAGUAUUUGAGCCUCAGCUUCAGAAUCUGUCCUUCCAGUGAGCACUCAGGGUUGAUUUCUUUCAGAAUGGAUAGGUUUGAUCUUUUUGCAGUCCAUGGGACUCUCAAGAGUCUCCUCCAGCUACAUAAGCUUAAUAAUUAAACCUAUUUCUCUUUGCAGACUUUUUCAUCUGACUCUUCAAUACAGCAUAAAGUUCUUGGCCUUCUGGUAAGAGCAGAAUAAAGUGCAAUGUACUAGAAUUGUUUUAAAAGUUAAUGUGUGCAUUUUAAAGGUAUUAAAUCUGUCAUUUAUGAUUAGAGUAAUCCUCCGUGCUGUUCUCUUUUCUGGCCUUCAUGAAAAGGUGGGAAAAGGAAGUUGAUUUUUCUAAAGUAGAAAAAUUUCCUUGAGCGUUAAUAUAGCAGUGAAAUACAUACUUCUGAUUUUUUUUUAUUGACUUGAGAUGCAUGACACUUCUCAACAUAUAAAGAGAUGCUGGCCCAUCCUCCUUUCAGGGGAAAUUUAUUCAGUUUCAGUAAUAAAGUGACAACAAAUUAGCAUGGCAUUUGCCAGCUCGUGAUAUUCACGGUUGUGUUUUUUCUAUCUUCAUCAGAACAAUGUAGCAGAAGUGAGAGAGCUGCAGUCCAAGUUAAUGCAGAAGGACUUCAUAGAUCGUGUCAGUGAUCUGCUAAGCAGCGCCGAAAUGGAAGUGAACUACUUCUCAGCCGGGAUUAUUUCAAAUUUGCUCUCUAGAGGCGAACAAUCCUGGGCAUUGAGUCAAACACUGAGAAGAUCCCUCAUUGAAAAACUGGUAUGGUGACUUAGAUUCCAUAGUUAUUUCGAAUAUUUUCAGUGUUUAUUGAAAUGUUGACACUUGGUUCUCUCUGUUACAGCAUGCAGCUCUGUUGAAGUGGCCGACACCAGAAUGCAAGAUGGUAGCACUGCCAGCCUAUAGGUAUACCUCUAGUCAAAAUAUGCCUUGGCCAGUAAUUCUGUAUACUGUAUAUGGUUACCUGGCAAGCAGGGACCCUCUGGAACAUAUCAGAAGGGAAUAGCCUCAAAUGUUCUAAAUAACUUGCUCAACAUUGAACCCUGUUGCCAAUAUGUAUCUGCCAAGCGAACAACAAACCAACAUUUAUGACUUGUUAGAGGUUAUUAAAUAGAUCCCAAUAUAUUUAUUGGACAAUUGUAAUUAUUUUUACUAGAUCAGUGCUAUGUACAUAAGUAGUUCUGCAAUCCAUCUUCAUUUCCUUGCCUCAAACACCAGUUCCUCCCACCUUUCUCUGCCAGCCUUAAUGCCAAUCAUGAUUCUUAGGUAACUUUUCUUCAAUCCAUAGGUCCCUCAAGCCUUUCUACCCAUUACUUGACUGCUUUGCAUUACCUGGAGUGCAGAUUUGGGCAGCGUGGGCCAUUCUGCACAUCUGUUGCAAAACCCGUACGUAUGGAUGGUUUUCUUUUAAUAAGCCUAUGACUUUCACGUUCAACCUGUAAAGCCUGUUGGGAAUGUCCAUGUAGCUUCCCCCCACCCCCCAAAAAAACUUGGUAGAAGAUGCAAUGUAUGUUGUAGCUAUUCAGACCAAAUGCUUUGGUGAUCAGCUCUGUCCCUGCAUUUGUUCUAAGCUCAGAGGGUGAUUUAUGCUGCUCCCCUUCUCUCUCUUCCUCCUCCCAUUAUUGCAAUAAGGUAUUAAUACUGUGGAAUUGUGGUGGGAGUAAGUCCCUGCUGCCUCUAACAGCAAAUGCAUCUUUAGAAUUUUCCUGGCAAGUAUGUGAGGUCUAACAGGCCCCAGAUAUGUAGAACAGGUCACUAGGUUUGCCGGUGCCUUUUUACACACAUGGACUUUAGUUCUCUCUUACCAGGUAAUUGCAGCAUACAACAUGCUUCUGUUUGUGCGACACUAUAAUCGCUAUUCUGUUAGGAGGGUUGUGUGUCUAGAGAACCCUGUCUUGGUGUAGGGAAACAAACUUUAAAAUUCCCUCAGGGGGCAUUCUUGCCUUCAGUUAUGUCCCACAAACUGCAGCAAUGAACACCUUUUAAACUCCGUACUUCUCUGCAAAAAUACAGACUGAGUACAGUUGUACCUUGGAAGCUGAACGGAAUCUGUUCUGGAAGUCCGUUCGACUUCCAAAAUGUUCGGAAACCAAAGCACAACUUCUGAUUGGCUGCAGGAAGCUCCUACAGCCAAUCGGAAGCUGCAGAAGCCCCUUCGGGCAUUUGGCUUCCAAAAAUAGUUCACAAACCGGAACGGUCACUUCUGGGUUUGUGGCGUUCGGGAGCCAAAACAUUUGAGAACUAAGCUGUUCAAAAACCAAGGUAUGACUCUGCUAUGUCUGUGCUUAAAACUUCUGUGUUAAAUGAGGAAUCUCAAUUUCCCGAAGUCAGGAGCGAAGUGUAGAAGUGAAGCUAGAGUGGUUAUGUUCCAUUCAUGUUGGAUCAUCUAAUAAACAGAUUUUUGUUUCUCUUCAGCUGCCAGGUACUGUUCCAUGUUAAUAGAAGAGAAUGGGCUACAGCAUUUAUAUAAUAUUAAAGAAAAUGACCAGAGCGAUCCAGAUGUCCAGUAUCUAACAAACGAGAUACUAUCUUACGUGGACACUCACAUGAAAUAUUAUGGGAAGCCUAAACAGCGAAAGGAGAUACAAGCCAAGUCAAAUGGAUAACCGAGGGCACGGCUGUUUCUUUCAUUUUGUCAUGUGCAGAAGCUUCGAUGGUGAUUUCUUAAUGCUUUCUCAGGCAUUUCGGAUCAAGAUGGUCCUCCUUGUAAGAUCUGAGGGUACUUGUAUGGCAUGCACAUCUGGAAGUCUCCGACAAGUAGCUUUAAUUUGUAACUUGCCUUCUGAAAAGGGAAAUGGGGCACCGUCCCAAGAGAAAACUGCUUAGUAGCUGACUGUACAGGUCUUGAAAAGAGUCUGUUGGUUUUGUAAGCCACCAAUUUCAUAUGGUGGUGGUCAAGGACACUGCAAAUGGAGGCUUUAAAAGCUACUUGUUCUUGUGCCAGUAAUCUUUCUUCUUGUCAGUCCAGGAACUGUUCCAUUUUUUUGUCCAUGCCUUACCACCAGUAAACUCUGUAUUGCUUGUGGUAGCCAAGAGAAAAUAGGAUUGGCUUAGCCUUGGAGAAACACUUUUAAAAUCCCAUGCAGUGAAGGCAGAGGGGUUUUGAAAAUCCUGGGCAAGGGAGAGGUAGGCUGUUUCAACUAAAAUGUUGAAUUAGUCUUCAACAGGCUGUUAAGCCAGUCCAAAGCGUUCGUGAGGGGCUUACACACAUUCUAUGUGCAUGUUGUACAGGGGAGAUUCUGGCUUUGUCAGUUGUAUAUUGCCACAACCCAACAUAAAAACCCUGUGCAUCCACAUUGUUUACGAAUGUACGCAAACUAUUUUUGUACUUGGAGGGGGGAAAUCUUUCAAGAUACUUUCUAGGUUUUAAUACUUAAAAUAAAAGGCAUGUCCAAUGAUGGUACAGA